Messenger RNA from Cinclus cinclus, 9012 nucleotides. RefSeq names its product ALF transcription elongation factor 4 (gene AFF4). The record is from RefSeq and is a predicted model, not a curated record. Bases 598 to 4095 code for a protein of 1165 amino acids. The transcript has 22 exons. Gene Ontology annotation, cellular component: nucleus; super elongation complex. Gene Ontology annotation, biological process: regulation of gene expression. Lineage: Eukaryota; Metazoa; Chordata; Aves; Passeriformes; Cinclidae.
AUGCCCUUGUCGCAGCAGGGAUGAACAGAAAUACCAAAUGGGAUUUAGGAACAGGUUGGAAGGAGAAAUGAAGUGGAAUGGAAGCUGUGUCUGGUCUGGGUGAUGCUGGCACUGACGUGCUCGGUGUGCCUGGAGCAGCAGGGAAUGCUGGUUCAGGAAUCCACACAGGGGGAGGCUGGGUCAGGACUUUCUGUGAAUUCCCUGCUGCAUUUGCUGCUUGCUUUCAACUCUUCCUGUUGAGCUGGAGCAGAGGUGUGAGAUGUGAAGGGUUGGUUGUGCAGAGAAGUCUCAAACACAGGGACUGUUCGAAGUACAGUGGGACACACUGCAGGAGGAGUGACUCAAACCAUGUAGAGUUCAAGUUCCUAAAAAUGAAAAUACUUUUCUGUGCCUUAAGCCUGUUUUCUGAUUUUUUUUUUUUUUUUUUAAUUUUUGAACUUCUCUUUCCCCAGAUGUGGAAAUUAAGAUGACUUUGGCCCUUGCUGCAGGGACAUUGUUGUGGCUCUUUCUCCUGGCUCUACUCCUCCUUCACACUUUAGCUCAGGCCACCUGGGAAAAGGGGAAUUUUAGCAGGAUCAUCCUAGUAGCAUCAGCAACAUGAACCGUGAAGACCGGAAUGUGCUGCGUAUGAAAGAAAGGGAAAGGCGGAAUCAAGAAAUUCAGCAGGGUGACGAAGCCUUCCCACCCAACUCUCCUCUCUUUGCUGAGCCAUACAAAGUGACCAGCAAAGAAGACAAGCUGUCCAGCCGCAUCCAGAGCAUGCUGGGGAACUAUGAUGAGAUGACGGAUCUCAUCGGGGACCGGCCGCUCCAGAAGAUCGUCGCCAUUCCCAAACCCUCCGUUCCCGUUCCCGCCGCGCCCGAUGACAAACCCACGCCCGGCUUCUUCGGCGAGCAGCGGCACGGCGCGGGCUCUCACCAGAGCAGCAAAUGGACCCCGGUGGGGCCGGCCCCCAGCACCUCAGCCCAGUCCCAGAAGCGCUCGGCGGGGCCGGGGGGACACGGGCAGCGCUCCGGGGGCGGCGCCGCCGGCGCGGGGACCCGGCACGAGCGCGACUCCUACGGAGGCGGCGGCCGCAAGAAGGGUCAGCACGGCUCGGAGCACUCCAAGGGUCGCUCUGCCAGCCCCGGGAAACCUCCAGCGGUGUCCUCGCUGGCCUCUGGUCACUCCAGAGCCCACGGCGGCGACCACCACGGCAAGGACCACCAGCGCUCCAAGUCGCCCCGGGACCCCGAGCCCAGCUGGGACUCUCCCUCCCGCGUGCCCUCGUUCGCCGGCGGGCAGCACUCGAACCAGUCCUUCCCACCCUCGCUCAUGUCCAAGUCCAGCUCCAUGUUACAGAAACCCACUGCCUACGUCAGGCCGAUGGACGGGCAGGAAUCCAUGGAACCAAAGCUAUCCUCGGAACACUACAGCAGCCAGAGCCACGGCGGCGGCGUCAACGAGCUGAAACCCAGCAGCAAAGCGCACCUGACCAAGCUGAAAAUUCCUUCUCAGCCGCUGGAUGCAUCAGCCUCUGGUGAGGUGAGCUGCGUGGAUGAAAUCCUCAAAGAGAUGACCCACUCCUGGCCUCCUCCACUGACUGCCAUCCACACCCCUUGCAAAACUGAACCCUCCAAAUUCCCUUUUCCAACAAAGGAGUCUCAGCAGUCCAGUUUUGGCACUGGAGAACAGAAACGAUACAAUCCCUCAUCCAAAACAUCCAAUGGUCAUCAAUCCAAAUCAUGUGAAUCGAACCAGACAGAUAUGUUGAAAGAUGACUUAAAACUUAGCAGUAGUGAAGACAGCGAUGGAGAGCAGGACUGUGAUAAGACAGUGCCAAGGAGCACACCUGGAAGUAAUUCUGAGCCUUCCCAGCACAACAGUGAAGGAGCAGAUAACUCCAGGGAUGACUCGAGCAGCCACAGCGGCUCCGAGAGCAGCUCCGGCUCCGACUCGGAGAGCGAGAGCAGCUCCAGCGACAGCGAGGCCAACGAGCCAUCCCAGAGUGCAUCCCCCGAGCCAGAGCCACCACCCACAAACAAGUGGCAGCUGGAUAACUGGUUGAACAAAGUUAAUUCCCAUAAAGUGUCACCAGCUUCUUCCGUGGACAGCAAUAUCCCUUCUUCCCAAGGCUACAAGAAAGAGGGACGGGAUCAGGGUACAGGGAGUGGGUACACUGAUCAAGGUGGAUCCAAGGACUCCAUUUCUUCUACACCAGGGAGAGAUUCCAAACCCACCCAGAAGGGCUCAGAGAGCAGUCGUGGGAGGCAGAAAUCACCUGCCCAGAGUGACAGCUCAACUCAGAGGAGGACUGUAGGGAAAAAACAGCCCAAGAAAGCAGAAAAGACAUCUGUGGAAGAGCCCAGAGGAGGUCUUAAAAUAGAAAGUGAAACCCCAGUAGACAUGGCAACAAAUAUCCCUUCAAACAGGCACAAGGCAGCCACCAAAGGCUCCAGGAAACCCAAUAUAAAGAAGGAGCCCAAGUCUUCCCCUCGACCUACAACAGAGAAAAAGAAAUACAAGGCUUCAAGCAAAUCUGCCCAGAAAUCCAGGGAAUUCAUCGAAACAGAUACCUCAUCCUCUGAUUCAGAUGAAAAUGAGAGUCUGCCUCCUUCCUCGCAAACACCCAAAUACUCUGAGAGCAAUAGGACUCCUGUUAAAUCUUCCAUGGAGGAGGAUGACAGCUUUUUUCGGCAAAGAAUGUUCUCUCCUAUGGAAGAGAAAGAGCUUCUGUCCCCACUGAGUGAUCCUGAUGAAAGGUACCCACUCAUUGUGAAGAUUGACCUGAGCCUCUUAUCCAGGAUACCAGGGAAGCCUUACAAGGAUGCUGAUGCUGCCAAGGCAGAGAAGAAGAGCGCUCCGGAAAAACACGCCCGGGAAUCCCAGAAACAGCCCACGGACAAGAGCUCCACCAAAGGCAAAAGGAAACACAAACAGAACGAGGAUGAAAAUAGAGCCAGUGAAAGCAAGAAAACGAAACUGGAAGAAAAAGCUCCCUCAGGACACAAGAAUUCCAGCAGUAGGGAGUCUUCAAAGCCAAGUGCUGUUAAAGAGAAGGAUUUGCUGCCCUCCCCUGCUGCCCCAGCCCUGCAGAAGGAUUCCAAGCAGGAACAUGGCUCCAGGAAGAGAACAGUCAGUCAAUCCUCAUCCCUAAAAUCCAGCAGCAACCCUGGCAAGGAGAGCAGCAGUGGCAGCAAGAGCAGCUCCUCUUCCAAGCAGAAGAAGACAGAGGGGAAGGGGUCCAGCAGUGCCAAGGAAGCCAAGGAAAAGAUCCUGAACAAUUCUUCCAGCUGCCCUCCUGCCUCUGCUCAGGCCACGGAAAGUGCGAAGUCGAGGAGAGCCAAGCUCGUUUUUGAUGAUAGGACUUACUCAGCUGAUCAUUAUUUGCAGGAAGCAAAGAAGCUGAAACAUAAUGCAGAUGCUUUGUCGGACAGGUUUGAGAAGGCCGUGUACUACCUGGAUGCUGUCGUGUCCUUCAUCGAGUGUGGGAAUGCAUUGGAGAAAAAUGCUCAGGAAUCCAAGUCCCCGUUCCCUAUGUAUUCAGAAACUGUGGAAUUAAUCAAAUACACUAUGAAACUGAAGAAUUACUUGGCCCCAGAUGCGACGGCUGCGGACAAAAGGCUGGCAGUGCUUUGCCUUCGGUGCCAAGCUCUGCUGUACCUGAGGCUUUUCAAACUGAAAAAGGAAAGUGCAUUGAAAUACUCAAAAACUCUGACUGAACAUCUGAAGAACUGCUACAAUAAUUCUCAAGCACCAUCCCCUGGUAUGGGAAGCAAACCUGUUGGGAUGCCAUCUCCAGUGUCUCCAAAGCUGUCUCCAGGGAAUUCAGGAAAUUACUCUUCCGGGGCAGCCAACCCUUCAGGGAGCGGGUCCUCGGUGACGAUCCCGCAGCGCAUCCAUCAGAUGGCUGCCAGCUACGUCCAGGUCACCUCCAACUUCCUCUAUGCCACUGAAAUCUGGGAACAAGCAGAACAGCUCUCAAGAGAACAGAAAGAGUUCUUUGCUGAACUGGACAAGGUGAUGGGGCCCCUGGUGUUUAACACGAGCAUCAUGACGGAGCUGGUGCGUUACACCCGGCAGGGUCUGCACUGGCUGCGCCUCGACGCCAAGUGAGGAAGCCCAGCCCAGCCCAUUCUUCAGCUGCCUCUGAUUCCUCUCCACAACACUGUGUCAUGUCAAUAAGGAAGACUGCCAUAACACAUUGCUUAGUUGACACUAAGAGCAAGGAAUGCUUUCCCACGUCUCCCAUCCUCAUUUUGUGUUUUGUGUUUAACCCCGAAUCAGCUGGUUCAUGGACUUCUCCAGUAUUCCCGGUUUAAGUUAUUUAAAUAUUUGAAAAUUUGCUACAGAAAAGUUGUAGUUUUGCUGAUCUGUCAUGGAUAGAUCCUUGGAAUUCCAGUCACAAUACAUGAAUAGUCAGUUUAAAUUCUAUUUAUUUUAAUUUUUUUUUUAAUUUUAAUUUUGAAAAGCCCCUUUUGGGGGCUGGUUUUAGCUAUUUCUACUUCCCUAAAUUUCCCCUUUUGAGUACUUAGAAAUUAAACCUAGACACUUUAUUUAAGUACUUUGUGAGCUUUGUUACUCUGUAAUGUCUUGUGGUGGUAGAGCCAGUAAAAGGAACUAGGGUUAAUAGGUUCUAACGAGUAGGGACACCAUACUUCUCAUGCCUAAUGCCUAUGAGUCGACUAAUAAAUGACAACUACAGAUUUAUUAUUGCAGAAUUUGUACUAAAUAGAAAAGUUCCAGAUAUUCUUCUACGUAUUGAGAUACUUCAUUUAAAUGAAUUAUAAAGAAAUUUAUAUGGAAAAAUAUUUAGCUGGAUCUGCCUUGGAUUGUUUCCAAGGCAGCUUCAAGCCAUCGAUUAACACUAUAACAAUCACAAAACAUUACAGUAAUUUGCAUUCAGUGUAACGUCCAGGCAGUGGUGUAGGAAUGACCUUCAGUCUGAUGGGUGCGAUGCAAACAGGAAAGGCUUUGGAAAAGGACAAUCUCCUGCUUUUUUGCAUCUCUUCAUUUCAAAUUCUUUUUGUUUCCGUGCUUGUCACUUUUUGACAGUUAAAAAUUGGAGAACUUCGUGGUUCCAAACCCAAGAGCAGUUCAAUUCCUACCAGAACCGUCAUUUACAUCUUUUCCAUUGACUGAGAAACCAGGAAUCUUGAGCAGACCUCUAGGCCCAUUUUGUCCUCUUAGGGUCUGCUGGGUGAUGGACACUACAGGCUGGCAGUGCAGCAGCCAGCGUGGGGUGGGAGCAGAGCUGCUCCUGCAGGAGCCCUGUUCUGUGCAGCAUGGAUGGCAAACUUGGCUUGACCCCGUGCUAAUGAAGGUCCCGUUCAUGUCACGUAACGUCCACUCCCGAGGGGGCUGCUGGGUGCCACACAGGCUUGCUGGAGCUGCUGGUGGCCCCUCUCUGAGUGCAAACCAAAGUACCUUUCCACAUGAGGUGCUUGUCUGAGUUAAAAGGUUUCAAAUGCUACUGCUUUCGGUAUUGCUUAGUGCCCCCAACAUGUCUGGUGUGCCUUAUGCCUUACUUUUAGAUGAAGAUUUUAUGAACUGUUUACAAGAUGUUUUACAGCAGGACCAGGUAUACUGUAUGCAGUGGUCUUCUGCAGUACUUGGGUAAAAUUCCAUUUCCUUUUUCAAAGUCCCGGUGUCUGUCACACAAACUGACUCAUCGUGGUGGUCUCCUUCCCCAGAGUCCAACUCUGAAUCCUUUGGAGUGAGAUUGUGGAAUGCUGCUUUGUUUUCUCUCCCAUUGAACCCUUUAUUCUGUACCAGAUAUGAACGUGCAUGUUCAGGAAAAUUAUUGCACUAAAUUUUUUGUGUAGGUGUAGUUAAGUGCCAAAAUCACGGCAACCUCGAGAGAAGGAAUAGAAUUCUACGCUCCUUAGUACUGCAGUAUGUCCUAUGGGCUUUAAGAGUUUAGAAGUUUUGCAAAUUAGUAACCUACUACAAGGUAGCUGCAUCUUCGUAGAGCUUCCUUUGCGUCCCAGCGUGUUUUGUACUUCCAGAAAAGCUUUGCUACGUCCGGAUUGACAAACGGGGAACAGACCUGGGGCUCUCCCUGACUCCACUCUCCAGGUCUGUCGGAGCAUCCUUUUUAUGGAAUCACUGUGCAAGGUCACCUUUCUGUUAGUCUUUGCUGUUGGAGACAGAACUCUGUACCCUCAAACUCCCCGCCGUGGGCAUGGGACACUGUCAGCUGUGUUUCCUUUCCUCCUCUGAAGUGCCUCGCACACCUCUGACGCUGAGAAAUCCCUUGGUAGAAGUUGCAUUCGUGGGUGGGUUUGUGUGUAGUGCUGCACUAGCCAGCGUGGCUGUUCUUGGCUUGCUCCUUUGUGCACAGUCACCAUUGCUGUCAGCAGGAAUGGUGUCAUCUCGGGGAACUUUUUUUCCUUAACUAGAGUCCCACAAAUACCUUUUGGUGUCACGUGAAAUCGGCCUCUUGAAAACGCAUCGCUUAUCCCUAGAGCAGUGGAUCUUAGAAAUUGGCUUCAAACAACCAGAAGGCUUUUUUCUGAAUCGUGUCAAAAUGUGCACCUGAGCUGGUUGGAAGUGUCCCAGCUGAAGGGUGAACUCCAUGGUGGCAUAUCCUCUGGAGUGCUGUCCCGGGUGUUGUGUCCGUGCGGGGGAUCCUCAGGGGCUUGGGGAUGGAUAGGAAAUGCCUUGUGCAGCUGGGGCUGGUGCAAACAGAUCAGUUCAAACCUCAUAUCUUAAUUUGGGAUUGACCCUUGUUUCCAAGAGGAAAGUUCUGUACUUGAGCGGAUUUUAUAGCCAAAAAAAAAAAAAAAAAAAAAAAAAGGCAAAUACAUCCUAGGCUUCCAUCCCUCUGCCAAGCUAGGAGGGCUCUGUCCCUGUCCUUGGCAGCUCCCAGCACCACAGGGGGAGUGCAGGUCACAGGAGUGACUGAGGAGGGACUCCCCACUCCUGGCUUCCCAAAUGAUUCCCUGGAUAGGGAAUGUGUAUCAAUACAUAUCAGCGCUGUAAUCUUAAUUCCCUUGCUGAUCAUGGCCCCAGUUGGUGAAUCUUGAAAAUGGCUCAAUCAGACUAGGCUUGCUCAGCUAUCUGUGCUGUUUGACUUUGCUCUCAGACUUGCAGGUUCCAGGUGAUAAAGGUGCAAACCAUUUAUAAUUCCAAACAAAUCUUCAGGACACCAGAGUAAACCAGCCCAAGAGUUUUGUUUUGAUUUGAAUCUCAGCCAUAAAGCAGAGCAGAUGGACGGCUCUCCUUGGCUUCGAUGGCAGUAUGCAAUUUGUAUUGUAUGUGUCUUUUAAUAUAUAUGUAUAUAUAUAUGACUCAGUCUGUCCAAAGUAUAUGUUAUACUUGUUUUUAGAUUAUGGUGCAACUGACUAUAUUGAUAUAUUAUUUAUUGAGUGCUGAGUCACCAUCUUAUUGGUGAUAAAUAUUGCAUAUUAUCCAGGAGUGCAAUGUAUAUUCCUUUAGAUUGCUGAGGCUUGAUUGCUGUGGUAACAAAAAAUGCCCUGAAAUGUAUUUAUGAAUGGCCCCAACACACAGAGAGUCAGAACUUAUGGGAAUGAUGUAGCACUUGCCUGGGGCAAGUAAAAUAAAGCCGUAGGCAGAGAAUUAGGGAGUUUGCCCAAAAGGCAAACUGCUGGAAAGUGAGAGAAACUACCUUUGCUGUAUUUAAUGUCAUUUUCUGAACAGAUCUUUGCUGUCAUUGCAGUGUUUCCAUUGAGGCAGAUCCACAAGGGCCUGAGCAAGUCAAGUUUGAAUUACCCAUUGGGGAGUAAACAACUUCCAAAUUCUUUACUUUUCCAACAAAUCCUUGGGUCAGGGUUGAAACUUCUCCCUGUGAUGUGUCAGUGUUCUGGAAAACCCCUGUUCCAAUGAGCAAUGAGGUCAGUGCUGGGCAUCCUGAGGGACAGAGAGGAGCCUGAGCUUUGCUGCCAGCUCCCCCAGAUGCAGAGUGUUCCAGGAGGGGUUGCCAGGCUGGGAGCGUCCCUGGGAAUCCUGCUGUGUCCAGGGCUUGGUGGCCCUGGGAGGGAAGGGAAGGGAAGGAAGGGGCAGCGCUGCCCCCGGAGCUGCUCCCGGGCUGGGCUCAGCCCCUGGAUGUGCUGGGGGAGCAAUCCCAGCUGCUGGGGCAGUCCCGGGGAGCAGGGCUGUUGUGGGACUGUGCCUCCCCUGCUUUUAUUCCACCUGGGAGCUCAAUUCCCUGGGGCACUGUGCCCAUCCCUGGCUCCAGGCUCCAUCCCUGUCCCAGGACACAGCUCCUUGCCCUGCCUUGGCAUUCCACAUCCCAAACUCUACUCCAAGGACCAGGCAUGACUUUCCAAGCACAGUUCCUGACAUUUGUAUCUGGUCCCCCUUUUAAAUUGUUUUAAAAAAAUUUUGUAUAUGGAGGAUAAAGUGCUUAUAUAUUUAUUAAAAAUCCUUUAUCUUAUUUGAAAUUAUUAUUUGGUGAAGAAGGGGUUUUUCUUUUGGGGGAGGGCUGGGGAGGGGAGGUAACUUUUAACCUGUCACUUAUAAAUGAAGCCCUAAUUAAUCCUACAGAAAGGUACUAUUAGUAACUAAUGGGAUGUCUCUGUUUUAUGCUUUGUACAUGACAAGUCCAUGUGUUACAUUUUUGUUUUCUAUCAAAAGAUUUCGGCAUCUGUCUUCAACCAAAACCGGAAAAAAAAAGAAACAAACUGUGAUUUUAUUUGUUGCAAUACAUUUGAAAUUUCAAAGGGUACUUUGGGGCUCAAAAUUAGGAUUUCUAAGUCAGUAUGUGCAUUUCACGUAAUAAAGCUGUUAAUGGUGAGCAAAGUAUUAUAUACUAACUAGAUUUUUUCCACAUCUGUAUAGUAUAUUCUAUGUAUUUUGUGGUAUUGAGAUUAUAGAAAGUUUAGUGUCUGAAACAUGCGUUUAAUGUGUAUUUUUAAACAAAUUUAUGGCAAUUAAAAUAUUUGGAGAAAAGGGUAUCACAUUUCAAUUUGUAAAGAUCUUUUUAACUACUGUGUCAUUAAAAUGCUUUGUACAAUGCAAAACUGUAACUGGAGAAACUAAGUUUAAUAAAUAUCAAAUAGAUUUUCUGUA